GAAUAUUCUGAUUUGUUCUCCCCAACGGAACCAGAAUGUUCUGGUGUGUUCCUUCCAACAGAACUGGAAUGUUUUCAUCUGUUCUUUCCAAGGGAACCAGAAUGUUCUGAUUUGUUCUCUCCAACGGAACCGGAAUGUUCUGAUCUGUUCUCUCCAACGGAACCGGAAUGUUCUGAUCUGUUCUCUCCAAUAGAACCGGGUGGACUAGGUUGAAUAUUUAUUUGACAGACAGUGCAAUGUUAUUCCCCACAGGGAGUGAGUGAAUGGAUAUCUGUCCAAUCACAGACGACGCCAAUCACAGACGUUGAAACCUGUCCCAUCAGUCAGAUCCCGCCCCCCUCUAUGUUGAGUACUGUUAAAGAGAGUGAGGUCACCCACCCUUGACCUCUGCCUGGAUGGCCUUUAACCCUUGACCUCCCAGACGCUGCUUUCCAUAGUGCCACACCUCAAACGGCAUCCUACACCACACUUCUCUUGACCCAAGCCCUGCGUUGCAGUCUGUUGUCUGUAACCUAUAACUAGUCUAGGGAGAGACCUGUUGUCUGUAACCAGUAACUAGUCUAGGGAGAGACCUGUUGUCUGUAACCAGUAACUAGUCUAGGGAGAGACCUGGCUGGCUUUAAACCUGCUUUAUUUAAAUGAAUGUAACACACAUUAUUAUAUCCUUUUGGCUAAAUCCCAAAUGGCACCCUAAAUGACCAGUUCAAAAGUAGCGCACUUUAUAGGGAACAGGGUGUCAUUUGGGCCAAAUAUAGGAUCAUUUGACUGUAGCCUUCUGCGUUCAGCAGAGACCACUUUUUCCUUGUUGGCACUUUAUCUGUUGGUUAGUAGGUGCUAUUGAACCUUUUGAGCCAUACGCUAUUGGGUUAGUCAGGCUGAUCAACAAGUGUCAAUGAGGUAUUGGGUUAGUCAGGCUGAUCAACAAGUGUCAAUAAGGUGUUGGGAUCAACAAGUCUCAAUAAGAUGUUGGGUUAGUCAGGCUGAUCAACAAGUGUCAAUAAGGUGUUGGGUUAGUCAGGCUGAUCAACAAGUGUCAAUAAGGUGUUGGGUUAGUCAGGCUGAUCAACAAGUCUCAAUAAGAUGUUGGGUUAGUCAGGCUGAUCAACAAGUCUCAAUAAGGUGUUGGGUUAGUCAGGCUGAUCAACAAGUCUCAAUAAGGUGUUGGGUUAGUCAGGCUGAUCAACAAGUCUCAAUAAGGUGUUGGGUUAGUCAGGCUGAUCAACAAGUCUCAAUAAGAUGUUGGGUUAGUCAGGCUGAUCAACAAGUCUCAAUAAGAUGUUGGGUUAGUCAGGCUGAUCAACAAGUCUCAAUAAGGUGUUGGGUUAGUCAGGCUGAUCAACAAGUCUCAAUAAGGUGUUGGGUUAGUCAGGCUGAUCAACAAGUCUCAAUAAGGUGUUGGGUUAGUCAGGCUGAUCAACAAGUCUCAAUAAGGUGUUGGGUUAGUCAGGCUGAUCAACAAGUGUCAAUAAGGUGUUGGGUUAGUCAGGCUGAUCAGCAAGUCUCAAUAAGAUGUUGGGUUAGUCAGGCUGAUCAACAAGUGUCAAUAAGGUGUUGGGUUAGUCAGGCUGAUCAACAAGUCUCAAUAAGGUGUUGGGUUAGUCAGGCUGAUCAACAAGUGUCAAUAAGAUGUUGGGUUAGUCAGGCUGAUCAACAAGUCUCAAGCCUCAAAUACCUUAGUAAUAUAUUCUGUCUAUGGACUCAUGCUACUCAUUUUCACUGGGGGUUGUGUCCCAAAUGGCAACUCAUUCUGCUAUUCUAUAAGUGGAAUAAGGUGCCGUUAGGGAGACAAGCCGUCUCAGAACAUACGCUGUUAAACCAUUGAGUACAUUACUGUGCUGUUACAUAUUUAUAUAAUUUGUAAGUAUGCAUUAUUAUCAUUAUUUUAUAUUUGUAUACAUGCACUAGUUUUUAAGUGUGCAUUAUUUUUCGGGACAUGAAUCAAACUGACGUGUAAAAAAAAAAUAAAGUACUUUUUUGUUAA
Molecule: messenger RNA, 1981 nt
Organism: Oncorhynchus gorbuscha (pink salmon)
Lineage: Eukaryota; Metazoa; Chordata; Actinopteri; Salmoniformes; Salmonidae
Product: rab11 family-interacting protein 3-like
Exons: 2
Coding region: 893-1822 (309 amino acids)
Source: RefSeq, a predicted model, not a curated record